GCCUCAGAUUUCCACCAAGUGAAACUAUAAAAAGGUCACCAGGAGCAGGGUAAAGAUCACUGCAGUGCUCUCCAGUCUGUGUCAUCUGUACCUGACAAAGCAAAGACAACAGAGAUCAAAAUGUCUUUCAAGGAUAUGCUGACUGAAGCUAACAUCGCUGCAGCCCUGGAUGGGUGCAAAGAUGCUGACACAUUUGACCACAAGAAGUUCUUCAACACAUGUGGUCUGUCUGGCAAGUCUGACGCUGACCUGGGUGCAGCCUUCAACAUCAUUGAUCAGGACCAUAGUGGCUUCAUUGAGGAGAAUGAGCUGAAGUUGUUCCUCCAGAAUUUCAACCAAAAUGCACGCGCGUUGACCGACAAGGAGACCAAGACUUUCCUCAAAGCUGCUGACACUGACGGUGAUGGCAAGAUUGGCUCUGCUGAGUUCACUGCCGUGGCUAAGAAAUGAAAUGCAACUGACCACCAACUACUCUGAUGGAACAACAAGCCCACUUCGACCUCCCCCUUCAA
Messenger RNA from Thalassophryne amazonica, 512 nucleotides. RefSeq names its product parvalbumin beta-like. Gene Ontology annotation, cellular component: cytoplasm; nucleus. NCBI's taxonomy places the organism in Eukaryota, Metazoa, Chordata, Actinopteri, Batrachoidiformes, Batrachoididae. The transcript is spliced from 5 exons. Gene Ontology annotation, molecular function: calcium ion binding. The record is from RefSeq and is a predicted model, not a curated record. The coding region runs from base 121 to 450 and encodes 109 amino acids.